Trichoderma gamsii is the source of this 1221-nucleotide messenger RNA. RefSeq lists its product as hypothetical. NCBI's taxonomy places the organism in Eukaryota, Fungi, Ascomycota, Sordariomycetes, Hypocreales, Hypocreaceae. The coding region runs from base 1 to 1221 and encodes 406 amino acids. The transcript is spliced from 4 exons. Gene Ontology annotation, molecular function: DNA binding; zinc ion binding. Gene Ontology annotation, biological process: DNA-templated transcription. The record is from RefSeq and is a predicted model, not a curated record.
AUGAUCAAUAGAAAGUCUCCAAUACCGAUAUCUGAUGGCGACGCAACUUAUCAACAUCCGUCAGUUCAGCCUCAUAUCUACCCUGGCUUGAACCGUAUCCCAUUCGCGGACUCUACUGACAUCGAAGCAUACGCCCUUGCCGCGGCAGUCAGCGCAGUUACAGUCGCACAGCUCAAGCUUUCUUCUGAUGAGACCUUUAGUCAUUUUGAGGGUGACGAUGGCGCGUUCAUGGCUGCCGAAGCUUCAAGGGCGAGAAACGAAAUGGACCAUCUAGAGCAUCCAUCUAUAAGUGUCUUAUUAUCAUCCUUCUUUUUGCAUGUGUCGAGUGCAAACCGCGGCUAUAUACGAAAGGGAGCGAUGCUGUUACGUGAAGCCGUCACAUUUGCACAGAUGCUGGGCCUGGAUAAAGCGCUGCAUUACUCUGGACUGCCUAAACUUGAAGCUCAGCUUCACCUUCGGGUUAUUUGGCUACUAUUUGUGACGGAAAGAGGACACACUACCCGGUUUGACUUUCCCAGGAUAUUACAACUUGACCCCGAGUUACCUGAGCUGGAAGUAGACGAGAACCCUCCAAUUUUAUUUGCCUUCAUUAGCCUAAGCAAGCUUUUCCAGAGUUUUGCUCGUGCGAUGGAUGGCGACGGGACUUCUCAGACGCAAGAAUAUUUUGCUUUUAUGCAUGACCGCUUGCGAGAGGUCAGCCAGGGUCCUCAUAGUUCCACUGACUUACAGAAGGCAGACUUUCUCCUCACGCAGCAAUGGAUGAGAGUUGUUUUGUGGAAAACGUCAAUGUACUACAUCAAUCUUUCGUCCGACGCGACAGAUGAAGGCCUUAGUAUUUGCUUUCCGGAUCGGAUCGCACGAAAUGUAGCCCGAAAUAUAGAAUUGUUUCCCAGGUCUGUCAUCGAGGCGCAUGGUCUUGGAAUGGAAAUGAAGCUGUUUGAAGUGGCAAUGUCUUUGGCCGAUAUUCUGCUCUGUCUUCCAUCGAACUUUGAGGGCAAACAGCUGAUGAACGUUGGCCCGAAAGAUGUUCUAAACCGUCUUGCCCAGUUUCUGACACAUUUCCGCGGCGGCAGCGACAACAAUAUUAAGCUGCAAAUCCUGCAUGAUAAGAUGCAAGAAAUCUCAAGUAGUGUUGUCAGACAACCCCAAAUACUCGAGGACGAUGAUCAGGACCCAAACGCUGAGUGGACUAACCCAAGAAUGAUCUCUAUAAUUGAGUGA